UGACGUCACGCCAAACAGGAACUAGCAGUGCGCUGUUUAUGUUGAUGGUGAUUUUGCUCUGCGUUUCUACAUAGACGCUUUUUAUAACUGACACGAAACUGCCGCAAUAUGUCACAGGAUUUGUGGUUGCAGAAUUAUGAUGCAGCUUGUCGGCUGGCUCAAGAAAUUGCAGAAAAUAUCCAUGAAAGAAACAGACAGCAGAGGACUGGAGGAAACCCAGCCAAGCUCAACAUGACACUGAGAGCAUCAUUACAGAAGCUCAAACAGAAUAUAGCACAGCUCAGGGAGACACUUAUUCGAGCUUCUGCUCAACGGCAUGUAAUGCAAGCUGAAGCAGACAGAAGACAGAACCUUGUUGAUGAUCUCGCUACCAGAGAAACGAGACUGAAUGCCUCUUUCAAAGGGGACAUCUCAGAACCUGAACCAUCAAGGUCAAGUCUGAUGGCAAGUGGAAACGGGUCAGGGCCCUCUGUGAACCCGUGGCUGGUUAAUGAGUCUGAGGAGACCAGAGGACUCAGCUUUGGAGAAAUCAAACACCAACAGCAGCAGAUUAUUGAAGCUCAGGAUGCUGGCCUGGAUGCCCUGGCUGCAGUCAUAAGUAGACAAAAACAGAUGGGUCAGGAGAUUGGCAAUGAGCUAGAUGAACAGAACGAGAUCAUUGAUGACCUUGCUCAUCUUGUGGACAAGACGGACAGCCGAAUCAAAAACGAGACACACAGAGUCAAGCUGUUGGACACCAAAUCCGCUUCCUGUGGGAUGAUGGUGGUGAUUGUUCUUCUCCUCAUCGCUAUCAUUGUCGUGGCCGUUUGGCAGAAUUAAUGAAGAGGAUGUGUCCGAAGAGCAGGCGGCACAUGUACGGACUGCAGAGACUGUUAGAAAAACCGUCUUUGAGGUGAACGAGAGAAACUCACAGCUUCCAAGCAGGCUGUAUAUGUAAACACACAUCUCUAAACCUUUCUCCUGUCCUCUUUUACAUUUAUGAAAGUAAUGGAACCCAUGACUGGGUGAAAGCCAAGGAAUGGACCACUAUGAAGAACUAAAAUCCUUAGCUCCUCAGAUAAUGAUCAAAGUAGGAUUCGGAAUGGAAAGAAAAAUAGAAAAGAGCUUUGAAAGGUUUCAAUAGUAUUAUGAAUAUAACCAUGAGCUCGAGAUGCUCCAAGGGGGGAAAACCUAUUUAAAUUCUUUGUUUGGCAGUGAAGAAAAUGAUCCGUAUCCAUCUUGUAAACAAGGUCUGGGAGUCACAAAGCAAUACAAAAUAUAUGUAUAUACAGUAUAAUUAAAAUGUAUUAUCUCUUAACUUCACUCUCAUUAUCCACAAUUCAGAUGCUAUUUUGUAAGUAAAGAAAAAAUUAAAUACAUGAUUUUAUCUUUCUGUAAAUUGUUUUUUGCCUGAAAAUGUGAGUUAGAAAUUCUAAUAAAUGUAGCUGGACAGUCUGGUCUCAGCUGUUUUGUUGGUAAAAACCUACAAUUGUGUUAGUGCUGAUCAU
Labeo rohita (rohu) is the source of this 1487-nucleotide messenger RNA. It is a transcript of the gene stx8, whose product is annotated as syntaxin 8. The record is from RefSeq and is a predicted model, not a curated record. Gene Ontology annotation, cellular component: SNARE complex; endomembrane system. The transcript has 8 exons. Gene Ontology annotation, biological process: vesicle fusion; intracellular protein transport. The coding region runs from base 109 to 819 and encodes 236 amino acids. Gene Ontology annotation, molecular function: SNARE binding; SNAP receptor activity. Lineage: Eukaryota; Metazoa; Chordata; Actinopteri; Cypriniformes; Cyprinidae.